AUGGCCGCGGGUCGCCCCCCGCCCACGGUGCUGCUGCUGGGGGCGGCGGGCGGCGGCAAGAGCCUCUUGGUGCGGCGGCUGCGCCAGCUGAGCGCCGAGGAGCCGGCGGGGCUGGGCGAGCCCCCGGCCACGCUGCCCACGGUGGGCACCAACCUGACCGACCUGCGGCUGCCGCGGAAGGUGACGGUGCGGGAGCUGGGCGGCUGCAUGGGCCCCAUCUGGCCCAGCUACUACAGCGAGUGCAGCGCUCUUCUGUUCGUGGUCGAUGCCUCCAACGCCACCCAGGUCUCCUCGUCCUGCAUCCAGCUGCUCUCCGUCCUUUCGGCAGCGCCGCUCGCCUCCGUGCCCGUCCUGGUGCUCUUCAACAAGAUUGACCUGCCCUGCUACAUGUCGCUGCUGGAGAUGAAGUCGCUGUUCCGCAUGCAGGACAUCGUGUCCUGUGCCACACAGCCCAUCAUGAUGCUGGAGACCAGCGCCCGCGAUGGGACCGGUUUGGCCGAUGUCCUGCAGUGGCUUCGGGCCACCCUUGGAAACCCCCAUUGACCCCAACCCUGCCAGGUGCCUGCAGCAGCCUAGGACAAUUCUGUCACCAAAGGAGGUGGCCAGAGAGCAGCUGCCUUGCAUGGUGCUGGGAGCAGGGCCUGGAACAGUGUCACAGGCUGGUGACAGACUGUAUCCCUGUGGGACUUCACAGUAAAACUCUGACCAAACUGUC
Molecule: messenger RNA, 715 nt
Organism: Chiroxiphia lanceolata (lance-tailed manakin)
Lineage: Eukaryota; Metazoa; Chordata; Aves; Passeriformes; Pipridae
Gene: ARL16
Product: ADP ribosylation factor like GTPase 16
Exons: 5
Coding region: 1-543 (180 amino acids)
Molecular function (GO): GTPase activity; GTP binding
Source: RefSeq, a predicted model, not a curated record